This is a messenger RNA of Neoarius graeffei (lesser salmon catfish), 2019 nucleotides long. RefSeq names its product transmembrane protein 100-like. The transcript has 2 exons. Lineage: Eukaryota; Metazoa; Chordata; Actinopteri; Siluriformes; Ariidae. The record is from RefSeq and is a predicted model, not a curated record. The coding region runs from base 728 to 1156 and encodes 142 amino acids.
CUUCAGAAUACAAAGAGCAAUGAAAACAAACAAAUGAUAAUGCAAAUAAUAACAAUGGCUCAAUAAAAGCCCUGGUCUCUGACCUUUUACAUUCAUAGUACAUGUUCUUCCCUUUGAGACGCAACUCCUCCAGAGGUCAUGCGAUAUUUAAAAUUUUAAAUUUCCAUCUGCUUUUUUUUCCAACCCAAAUUGAAGCAAUCAGUUUGGGGAAAAGACUACUGUCGCUCUCAGUCACUGCAUAGAAUUAGUGCUUUACUGUUUCUUGGCCCCAAGGAUGAUUUUAUUUAUUGCACAUCGGUAACAUUUACUGAAUUUGUUGGAGAAAAAAAAUCUUUUUUUCAUCUGUGGAUGUAUUUGCUUGACUGGCUGAACAUUUGCAAGUGAGUUAAAAGCAGGAUCUAAACCAGAGACGGGGAAAAAAAAAAAAAAAAACACCUGACGCAUGCCUGGUAAACCAAAAGAACUUCUAGAAGGAGCUGAAAGAAGAGGGACAGCAGCUUUUCAGUAUCCCUGCUCAUUUUACUUUGUGGGACUGGUAUCAGGUAUCAGAGAGGACUGGAAAUUUCCCUGAUAUCCAGUUCUCUGAUUUUUAUAACAUCCUGAUGAAGGUGUGCUUGAGCAUGUGUUAAUAACACUGCUGUUACUGGUCACAGAAAAGAAAAGCUGGUCAGCUGGGACAUACUCAUCUAAGACAAGUUUGCGACACUCAUUGUGAUUCACAUUUGCCAUGGAACCAGUCCUUGAUCUCUCCUCCCUCCCUCAGCCAACCCCCACAGUGACAUAUAACCCUAAGUCUGAAACCGUGACUUUCCCGAGUGGGGUGGUCUCUGUUGCAGGCGUCACUGUGAUAACUGGGGGCACUGAGCUGUCCUGCAGCUCCUGUAUGUUGGCAUUUGGGUUUUGGGGUACUUUGGUUGGCCUGAGUGCACUGUGUGUAGGACUGAGGGAGUACUUUCUGCUAAAUGAGGGCAACAUUUCAAACCUGCUGGCUAUGGGUUUGGUGAUCCUAAUUAUAAGUCUAGGCAUUAUGGUUGGAGUGUUUGGGAUUCGUUUCAUCAAGAAGAAGACAGGGAUUAUGAGAAGACAAAAGGAAGAAGGAAAAGUUGUGCUGGUUAAUGAGGGAGGGCAGACUGUCAUAAAGAAAAUGACUGUCUGAAAGGAGAGAAAGCAAAACAUACAUUACAUGUGUUUCAGCAGAAUAUCAUGUUUCAGUUGCACAAUAGCUUUAUAUAGUGCCAGCAUCUGUGUAUUGGCAUUUUUACUUGACAAUAAUUCUAAUUCAUGACUGUUGAAAAUGUCAGAUUCAGAGGUUUGACAUAUUUAUUAUCAGAAUGCUCUGUUUUUCAGACUAUACUAUGACUACUGGAUACUGAUACAACUGUUAUUCUGAUAGGCUACUGAUAUUCACCAAUCAUUUUGCCUAUUCAAUAUUACUGUUUAAAAAUGAAAAAAUUAAGGAUAUUUAACAUCAAGUUUUUACUAUAAUGGCUCUCUCUCUCUUUCUCUCUCUCUGCUCACUAACAGAGAAAGUAACACAGGAAAUAAUUAUCUGAAUUUCCUGCAAGCAGAGUGGAUACAUUUAAGUGUUUCCUGUGUAAACAGAAAACAGCAUGUUUAGAAACUGGUUCAGGAGUUCUGUAGGAAUUCUGACAUUAACUGAGAUAAUAAAUUCUAAUUUCUGUAGAAAUGCAAAUUAAUAUUUCGACAUUUUCAAAAGAGAAAUAUGAAAAUAGGUCCUCAAUAACAACUUGUUUUUUUUUCUUGUAAUAAUUAGAACCCUGCUCGUUGCUCAUGUGCGUGUGCAUGUGUAUGUUCACUGUUUCAGAUGGGUUAAAUGCAGAGAGGAAUUUCACAAGUGUGUGAUGAAUAAAGUUGUGCUUUCUUUCUUUCUUUCUUUCUUUCUUUAGUAAUCAGUAUGAUAUUAUUUUUGCCCAGUAUCCUGUUGAUUAUUAUGUGAAUGCAUAAACUGUUGUGUAAAAUUUGUCAGGCUUAAGUAUUCAAUAAAAUAUUUUGUCUCUA